AUGGAUUCUCUUCGAUUGAUCGGAGCCUUCAUGGUCGCGUUUUCGCUGGUCGGCUCUCUCGUCGCAUCUUCCUCAGAGACCGAAGUUAAUUGUGAUAAUGCAGUGGUCCAGAAUGUGAAAGCACCGAACCCAGUGUGCAAAAGUGGUGCGAUGUACUACGACGUGGGUGGUCUGGGAUUUUGCAAAGCCAAAGAGGAGAGUCAAUGCUGUAUCAAGCGUGCCGAUCGGUUCUUUCGAACAGAAGGGGUGCAAGUCGAUGGGGGUUGUUAUCUGAUAAACGAGCAAUCCGUUGCCUGCGACCUGUUGUGUCUACCUGAGAUAAUUCUCAAGCCUAUGGAUAUGAUGUCUUGUUUGUCCCGAGAAAAAUCAUUUAUUUACACACGCAGAUUGCUUUCAUCCUUCCGCAAGUGGACGACUUCCCGUCACAUCUGCGGGUCUCCCAGAAGUGAUUUAGAGGCCUCGAAAGCUAGAUUUCCCAGCGAAAUUCUAGACUUUUCAGGUCUAAAUCAACAUCUGCGAGGGUCGCAGAUCCGACGGGAAGUCCUCCAGUUUCUACAAAACUUUACUUAA
This is a messenger RNA of Puccinia graminis f. sp. tritici CRL 75-36-700-3, 570 nucleotides long. RefSeq lists its product as uncharacterized. The transcript is spliced from 3 exons. The record is from RefSeq and is a predicted model, not a curated record. Lineage: Eukaryota; Fungi; Basidiomycota; Pucciniomycetes; Pucciniales; Pucciniaceae. The coding region runs from base 1 to 570 and encodes 189 amino acids.